Panicum virgatum (switchgrass) is the source of this 945-nucleotide messenger RNA. RefSeq lists its product as uncharacterized. The coding region runs from base 1 to 945 and encodes 314 amino acids. NCBI's taxonomy places the organism in Eukaryota, Viridiplantae, Streptophyta, Magnoliopsida, Poales, Poaceae. The transcript is spliced from 6 exons. The record is from RefSeq and is a predicted model, not a curated record.
AUGGCGGGGCAGAUCCGGGACAAGGGCUGCCCAAAAGCCCACUGCCUGAAGCGGCCGACCGACGCCGCCAAGGUCUUGGAGUACUGGUCCCCCGCUCCUCUGCUUGAGGGGGACCCUAGCAAGGAUGCCGCCGCCCCCGUCGAGCUGCGCCAGCCGGCGGAGGAGGUAGAGUUCUCCUCCGACUCCUCUGUGGGGAGAGGGCGUCGCUCAGCGGCGCCAAGAGGAAGGCGGAGGGGGUCGUCCACUGAGGGCAGCUCCAGUGAUGUCUCGAUGCUGACCUCACUAUGGGUGAGUCUGGCGAAGAGCCGUGCUCGCCAUGAGGAGGAGAAGGAGGAGGAGGAGGAGGCCAGCAACAGGGUCUCCCCCCCUCUCCAGGAUGUGGAGAUGCAGGAUCCGCACCAUGACGAAGGGGCAGCACGCGUUGUGGCCGCGACCUGCGAGGUCCCGGCCAUCGAGGUGGUCAGGACCACGGAGGUCCCAGCCAACGAGAUAGAGAGGACCCAGGCCGAGCCCUCCGAGGGGGUGAGAACCCCGCCGGCUGAGGAGGAGGCCAAGGAGGACGAGUCGCUCGGCUGCCACUUAGUCAAGUGCACCAAGGUGGCCCAUGAGUGGGAUGAGAUAAUUCUCCUGCCUCUAUCUGCUCUGGUGGAGCUGUCGGAGCAGGCCGCCCAGGAGCUGGCCGAGGGGAGCACCGCCAUCGGUCGGGUGGUGGAGCUCGAGGCUAGGGUGGCUGAGCUGGAGGCGCAGGGCCGCCAGAUGGAGGCCGAGAGGGUGAAGGCUGAGGUGGCUCAGCGCAAGGAGGAGCGCGAGCUGGAGGCCUGCACCAAGGCCAAUGAGGAGCUGCAGAAGCUCCGAGAGGUGGCUGAGGCACGGGAGGCCGCCACCGAGGAGAAGCUUCGCCUGGAGCAGCAGGCUCGACGAGAAGCGGAGGAUCAGGUGGCAUAG